CUGGAGGCUUAGAUCGGGAGGUAGUCUGUCCUAAAUUGCGAACCAGGCUCACGAAUGAAUUCCAAAUAGAGGGUUAUUGUAAUUUAUCAGAAAAUUUGUCUCGUAAGUUUGUUGCAAAUCAAGCAAAGCAAGCACCCAUGGUUCGAAGCUGAGUAGCGACGUGGCUAUCAACAAGGAAAUGUGGCCAGCUGUCGUUGUUUUCCUUAUUUUAAUGAACAUACCAUUAUGUGCAGAUGCUGUGCCCAACUUCUUGAAGGAACCUACUUCCCAAUCAGUCCUCAAAGGGAGCGCAGUCAAUUUUGAAUGCCAAAUAAAUGUUGCACAACCCAUUUACAACUGGCUGAAAGAUGGCAGUAACAUCAGUAAAGGCAACAUCUUCCCUUCUGGCUUAGCAACGUUAUUGAAGAUUGAUAACCUAGAGUUUUCUGAUUCUGGGAAUUAUUCCUGUGUAGCUACUGAUAAACAGUCAGGAGAGACAGUAACAAAAUCAGCGACCUUAACUGUGCAAGGUGUCCCAUCAGUAAGUAUUUCUAAAACACCUUCAUCAUCAGCAACAUAUGUUGGGCAAUCUGCCUUGUUUCACUGUGAAGUUGUUGGAUAUCCAAAACCUGUUUUAAAUUGGAAAAAUAGUAGUGAUGCCAUCAUUUCUAGCGGUGGACGAUUUGAGGUUUUCAGCAAUGGAUCAUUGAGGAUUAAUAAUUUAGUCAAGAGUGAUGAUGGUAGCUUGUUCAGCUGUAAAGCUCACAACUCGUUUGGCUCAACAUCUGCAAGUACAACCCUGAUUGUAAAUGACCUGCCCAUCCCUCCAUCAUUUACAACAAGACCAGGCAACAAAACUGCUAGUGAAGGAGACAGAGUCACAUUUUACUGUAGUGCCAAUGGUAUUCCUCCUCCAAGUAUCACAUGGAGCAAAUUAUAUGGGAACAUUACAGCUGAUCGGAGGCAAGAACCCUCUCCUGGUGCCUUAAGGAUUGUCAAUCUUCAGCAUGUGGAUGAUGGUGUCUAUGUCUGUACAGCAAAGAAUUCUGAAGGGAAUGUCACAGCCUUGGCAUUUCUACGUAUCCGAGGUUAUCCUCGUAUAACAAGGACACCUUCAAACAAAGUGGUUGAAGAACACUCACCUGUCCAAUUUACCUGUUUAAUUGAGGGAAACCCAACCCCUCAUGUGGAAUGGACCACACCCAAUGGCUCCAUAUUUACUCUGCAGUCUCCACACUUGGGCACCAUAAAAGUCCUUUCAAACAAUUCUCUUAGUAUCUCCAUGGUAACAGAAACUGAUGGUGGAACAUAUACUUGCAAGGCUGUGAAUGAUGUUGGAGAAAGGUCUGCCUCUGCAACCUUAAAAGUUUUGACUCCUCCAAGAUUUCUUGUGCCCAUGGCAAACAGGACACAGAAUAUUAACACUCAACUUGUGGUGGAAUGCGGAGCUUAUGCCAUGCCCACUCCUGAGUAUCAGUGGAUAUUUAAUGACACAAUUAUCACAGCAAAUCGCCACCUGAAUUUGAGUUCUUUGUCUCUUGGUGAUCAAGGGUUCUACACUUGUGUUGCAAACAACUCAUUUGGAUCAGUUUCUGGUAAAUUCUACCUAGCAAUUCAAGUGCCACCAAACUUUGUAAUGUCUCCAAUAAAUCAAACCAUUCCUAAAGGAAAAACAGCCAUAUUUUCAUGCCAGGCUACAGGAAUUCCUGUUCCUUCCAUAAAAUGGUACAAGUCACAAAACCUUAUCACCAAUGAUGUGCGCUUCACUGUUUUAUCAAAUGGAACACUUGUGGUCAAAAGUGUAUCUGAACAAGACAGUGGUUGGUUCACCUGCCGUGCAACAAAUGACGCAGGAACAAGUGAAAAAAGAGUAUACUUUUUAGUGGCUGACUCUCCUGUGUUCACCAUCGUUCCGAGUAAUGUCACGGUCGAUGAACGGAGCAGUGCAACUAUGUCAUGCCGCGCCCGUGGCCCUGAUGAGCCUGUUGUUACCUGGAUGCUUGAGAAAACCGGUGGAACCAUAACAAAUAUUGUUCCCAGUGCCACUGUACAGAUUCAUUCCAAUGGAGAUCUAACAUAUUCCAGCGUCACAUUGCAGAAUGGAGGCCUGCACAUUUGCAAAGCUUGCAACACUGCUGGGUGUGCGAGUGCCAAGGCCUACUUAGAUGUCUUAUUUGCCCCACGAUUCAUUGUCCCACCCAACACCGUGUAUGCUCUUAAAGGCCAAACUGCCAUUUUGGAAUGCAAGCCGGAAUCCAAUCCCCCAGCGACCAUAACCUGGCUUCGAAAUGGCGAAAGCCUUGCUGGGACUGGAAACCAGUACCGUGUUAAUAAUGUAGAGCCAGAGGAUGAAGGGUCAUACACUUGCAAGGCGAGGAACAGCAGAGGCUCAACACAGCAAGUAGUUGACGUGAAGAUCGGAGCCAAAGCCGAGAUUAUAGACUUCCAAAAGACUCCAUCACAGAACAGCAAAACGAUCAUGAAGUGUGAAGUGGAAGGAAGCCCUCGUCCUCAGGUGACCUGGUACCUACAGGGUUCUAAGUUACCAGAUUUUCAAAAGUUCCCGGAUUACACCGUCAAUGCUAAUGAAGAGUUGAUCACUCCUGGUGUAUCUCUUGUCAAUAACUCCUUUUUGUGUAACUGCACUAAUCCUCUGGAUACAGUGGCGAGGUUUGCAAGAGUCCCCAGACCUCCUUUUCAACCUUCAGUCACAAGUAUCAUGGAGACAUCCUUAGAAAUGACUUGGACCCAGUCUGACCCUUUGGAUCUCGUUCUUCAGUAUAUGGUGCAGAUGAAGACUGUAGUAGGAGACUGGGAACAAGUAAACGACACGAUAAAAGGAAGUUCGGUUCGUGUGAACAACUUACAAGCGUUUACAGUUUACAGUUUUAGAGUGAAGGCAAAGAAUGGACUGGGCAGUAGUCAAUACAGCCAGCCAUCGCAAAAUGUGACAACUCUGGAGGGAGCUCCAUCAACCCCGAAGGAUUUGAAAAUGACUGUAGAAAACGCGACUGUUGUUUAUGUUUCGUGGGUAAAACCUGAAAAUUUAAAUGGAUAUCUUAGCACCAUUUUGUACAGAAUCAGCUACGGACCUCAGAAUGGGAACAAUUCUCAGGAUGUUUUCGUCCAACACAAUAUUGUAAGGAGCCCACAAAAUUUCACGUUACGAGAGCUGGCUGCCGAUACCGUUUACAUGGUCAGGGUAUACGCUGGAAGAAGAAGGAAAGAUGGAAUAGAAAGGUGGAGUAGAGCUGUUUCAAAACAAAUAACAACCAUGCAGCUAGUUCCCCUUACACCCCCUGUGGAUUUAAUUGUACAGUCAAAUGGAGCUUAUCAGCUUAUGGUUAAAUGGAAGCUUCCUUCAUAUUCAAUAUCUGGUUACCGUGUAUGGUACAAAGAGUUAGAGGGUGCGGUGUUUGAUGGGAAAGUAGUUAUUCCCCGGAUGUCGGACACUGUUUACCUUAUAACAGGUCUGGUACCAGACACCAAAUAUGAAGUGAAGGCCCGGAUGUACAGUAACACAGGGAAUGGUCCUUUCUCGGAACUAUUCGUCGUCAAGACUGAUACUGAUAAGUUUGCUGUGACGUCAGGGCAAAGUGAUGGGACCCAGUCCUCUGGAUUAAAAGUCGCAGUCGUCUGUCUCGUGCUCGGUGUUCUCCUUUUGCUCAUCAUCAUCGCUUUUGUUUGUCUCAAGCGAAGACAAGCCAAGCGCUCUCGGCAAAGUUUUCAUAUCAGUAAUCGUGAAGACCCUUCUCUCAAGUACAUUUUCCACAAUCGGAGGACGGGGAGCACCUCACAAGUGUCCUCAAGUGGCGAUAGUGAGGGAAGUGUGGAAGGUCAGUACAACUUUGCGCCUGCAGAUGACGAAAUCGACGUUGGCAUGUUCGUAGGUGAUAGAAAUUCUACGAGUUUUAGUCAAGAUCUUGGAUUGCGAUACCUCGAUUCAGCGACUUCGACCUCGUACUCAGAGAGAAACGUGGAUGACGUUGUACGCCUCGAGGAAUACAAGCCGAGGCGUAGUCCCAUUGUCUCUCGUGGAAACUCGGUAUAUGACGAGGUAAUACCAAGUGACAGUAAAGGAAAAGACGAUAGAUACCUUAAACCGAAUAAUACGACGAAAAGUGAAGGCCUUGUCGAUUCUGCCGGGGUAGAUAAUAGUGCCUUCUCACUCUCUGACUUUGUUGAAAAUGAAGCUCCUCCUAACUGGAGACCUGUACCUCCGCCUAUCGAUAGAAACCAGUCGCCGGUUUAUGCGCAGGUGAUUAAAGGCCGAAAGACUAAUCCGGAAAAUUCCGUUCAGGGCCCAGACGAGUCGGCUAAGAAUGAGCCCAUGGUGAGUAGUCCUAACGACCAGGCUACCUUUACAAAGGACUCUGCUGAAAGUCUUGAAAACAGACCUGUGAAUAACAAGUCUGAUUCGGAGGUUACAUCUGAUGACGAUGAUGAACUGGAUAGGCCUCCGCCACCUCCUCGCCCGAGCCAAGUGGACGAUGAGUGGGUGCCACCUCUUCCUCCUGAGAUUAUGGCGCUCCCUGGGAGAAGGAAUCAUUUUGCAUCCUGGGCGUGCGAGGACGCUGAUGGUGCAAAAAAGACUAAUCCGGAAAAUUCCGUUCAGGGCCCAGACGAGUCGGCUAAGAAUGAGCCCACGGUGAGUAGUCCUAACGACCAGGCUACCUUUACAAAGGACUCCGCUGAAAGUCUUGAAAACAGACCUGUGAAUAACAAGCCUGAUUUGGAGGUUACAUCUGAUGACGAUGAUGAACUGGAUAGGCUUCCGCCACCUCCUCGCCCGAGCCAAGUGGACGAUGAGUGGGUGCCACCUCUUCCUCCUGAGAUUAUGGCGCUCCCUGGGAGAAGGAAUCAUUUUGCAUCCUGGGCGUGCGAGGACGCUGAUGGUGCAAAAAAGACUAAUCCGGAAAAUUCCGUUCAGGGCCCAGACGAGUCGGCUAAGAAUGAGCCCACGGUGAGUAGUCCUAACGACCAGGCUACCUUUACAAAGGACUCCGCUGAAAGUCUUGAAAACAGACCUGUGAAUAACAAGCCUGAUUUGGAGGUUACAUCUGAUGACGAUGAUGAACUGGAUAGGCUUCCGCCACCUCCUCGCCCGAGCCAAGUGGAUGAUGAGUGGGUGCGACCUCUUCCUCCUGAGAUUAUGGCGCUCCCUGGGAGAAGGAAUCGUUUUGCAUCCUGGGCGUGCGAGGAUGCUGAUGGUGCAAGUGAUUUUGACGAUUUGACGAAAAUAUGAAUACCAACUUAUGAUCAAAAACAAAUCACAAAUAUGAGAUUUUUUCCUUGGAAAGCAUUCGAUUUUAUUUCGAAUUCAUCGCGCAAACUUAGUGGGCGGCUGUGUGAGAAAAAAAAUGGUCAGACGUUCGGACACUUGUCGCAUCAUUUGAAUGUUUUUCUUUUUUACCUCUUGACCUUUAACUAUCAAAAUAGUGCACAUAAAACAGAAAAUACUUUUUACUUUGUAAAAGUUUUUUUUACCCUUCCUCAAAAAAUUCACGAGGUAACCAUAAGAGUUUAUCUUUCGUGGUUAGAAGUGUUUCGUUGGUCAUUUUCUCAUAGCAAGUUACCUGAAUGUUCCGUGUUGUGAAACAUAGAAAACAAACAAACAAACAAACAAACAAAAACACUAACGUAAGCUCGCUAGGAAGCAUGGUGUUCUGGACGUAAGUGUUGUCUUCAAAAAAUCCGCCUCGGAAAUUCCAAGAAGGCCAUGCUUAAUAUUCAGCGCUAUCCGGAAUGCGUGUAUAGUUAUUUUGUUCCCAAAUUUUCAAAGUUUAUUUUUGUCAGUAACAUUUUUUUUAUUCGGUGUCACUUUUUUUUACUGUCAUUGUGCAUGUACACAUAUCGAAACGUAACGUCUGGUCGACAUUCUGUUAGAAUUAGUGGCAUUUCAUUUGUGACAAAUUUUAUGGAGGUAAGGUACAAAAAAUCAAAUGUUGAAUGCUACAAAAGGUUAACUACUCUUGGAUGGCUGACGCAGCCUUAUAUUCCAAUUAACCCUUUAACCUCUAAGGGGACUGGUAUCUAAUUUCUCGUUUCAAGAUCCCCCCCUGAAUAAAACAUUAAGGUCAUGAGAAUAAGGGAAAUGAUCAAUAACUAAAGAAGCUCUUGAUUGUUCAACAAAUUCUCCUUUUCAGAAACUAAAGAGAUGUACAGAGAUAGUAUGGAGAAUAUGCAUACUGAUGUUAGGGUGUAAAGGGUUUACAGAUAGAUUCCAUAUUGCCGUGCGUCUGUUUAGUAACAGAUCACAGAUGACGUUAACCCUGUAACUCCCACGAGUGACUAAGACAGAAUUUCUCCUCACAGUAUCCAUACAAUAUCAAGCAGACAAGUGAUGAGAAUAGAGAGAAAUAUCAAUUGGGGAUUAAAAGUUGAUCCAAUAACAAAUUCUCAGAACCAAAAUCAUAGGAGUUGUAUGGAAGUUAUUUAGGAGAAUUACUAGAGAGAUCUUGGGAGUGAAAGGGUUAAAAUGUGGUAAGAACAUGGCAACGUAAAGGAGGAGCAGUCGAGUAUGUCAUUGAUGUUAUGAUGUUAGUAUGCCACAUUUUGGCGUCUUUGUGAUCUAUUGCUGAACACACCCACGGCAACAUGGAGCCUAUUUGUGUUAUCUGAUAAAAAAGCAAAAUUUUGUUAAUGGUGAAGUGAUCUAUGUGUCUGUCUCCAAUAGAUCAUUAUUUAGAACCAGUUAAGAACCUUGUAGGAUUCAGCUUAUCAUAUAAAAUAAUAUAGUUUACAUAACAAUAAAUUCAAUUUAAAUUCAAUCAGAAAAAUUGAUAUUUUGACUUAGGUUAAUAAUUUAAAUCAAGCGUUCGUCGAACAAUUGGGGAGAGGUGUGUUUCCCUUGUUGUAAUCAGGAAGACUGUAAUUUAUUUUAGCUCACUUAAUUUUACAAUUAAAGUAAAGUCAAAGUA
Molecule: messenger RNA, 6899 nt
Organism: Pocillopora verrucosa
Lineage: Eukaryota; Metazoa; Cnidaria; Anthozoa; Scleractinia; Pocilloporidae
Product: roundabout homolog 2
Biological process (GO): cell adhesion
Cellular component (GO): membrane
Molecular function (GO): protein binding
Source: RefSeq, a predicted model, not a curated record